Molecule: messenger RNA, 8231 nt
Organism: Fukomys damarensis (Damara mole-rat)
Lineage: Eukaryota; Metazoa; Chordata; Mammalia; Rodentia; Bathyergidae
Gene: Dip2b
Product: disco interacting protein 2 homolog B
Exons: 39
Coding region: 1-4650 (1549 amino acids)
Source: RefSeq, a predicted model, not a curated record
AUGACUUUAGGGGACAUCACACAGAAGGGAUAUGAAAAGAAAAGGUCUAAACUCCUGUCUCCAUACAGCCCGCAGGCACAAGAAACUGAUUCAGCAGUACAUAAAGAACAUAGAAACCAGACACCUGCUCCAGCUGCAGCUCAAACUUCGGCUCCCUCUAAGUACCACCGAAGUCGAUCUGGAGGAGCCAGGGAUGAACGAUACCGAUCAGAUAUCCACACUGAAGCAGUUCAAGCUGCACUGGCAAAGCAUAAAGAACAAAAAAUGGCUCUGCCCAUGCCCACCAAAAGAAGGUCCACAUUCAUCCAGUCUCCUGCAGAUGCCUGCACACCUCCUGACACGUCUUCGGCCUCUGAAGAUGAGGGCUCUCUGAGACGCCAAGCUGCGCUCUCUGCUGCCUUGCAACAGAGCUUACAGAACGCUGAGUCCUGGAUCAACCGUUCAAUUCAGGGAUCGUCCACCUCUUCCUCCGCAUCUUCUACGCUGUCCCAUGGAGAGGUCAAAGGAACCAGUGGGUCUCUAGCUGAUGUAUUUGCCAAUACUCGAAUAGAGAAUUUCUCUGCUCCCCCUGAUGUCACUACAACUACCUCUUCAUCGUCUUCCAUACGCCCAGCAAAUAUUGACCUGCCCCCCUCUGGAAUAGUUAAAGGCAUGCACAAAGGAUCCAACAGGUCCAGCCUUAUGGAUACAGCUGAUGGUGUUCCUGUUAAUAGCAGAGUAUCCACAAAAAUCCAGCAGCUUCUCAAUACUCUGAAACGACCCAAAAGGCCUCCAUUAAAGGAAUUUUUUGUAGAUGACUCUGAAGAAAUUGUGGAAGUACCUCAGCCAGACCCCAACCAGCCCAAGCCGGAGGGGCGACAGAUGACACCUGUGAAAGGAGAGCCCCUGGGUGUCAUCUGUAACUGGCCACCUGCUCUAGAAUCUGCCCUGCAGCGCUGGGGCUCCACUCAAGCCAAGUGCCCCUGUCUGACUGCACUAGAUGUGACAGGGAAGCCUGUUUACACGCUCACAUAUGGAAAGUUGUGGAGCAGAAGUUUAAAGUUGGCCUACACACUGCUUAAUAAACUGGGGACCAAAAAUGAACCUGUGUUAAAACCAGGAGACAGGGUAGCCCUGGUUUACCCCAACAAUGAUCCAGUCAUGUUUAUGGUAGCUUUCUAUGGAUGUCUCCUCGCAGAAGUGAUUCCAGUGCCUAUAGAGGUACCACUUACCAGAAAGGAUGCCGGAGGUCAACAGAUUGGCUUCUUACUAGGAAGCUGUGGUAUUGCCUUAGCUCUUACCAGUGAAGUUUGUCUAAAGGGACUGCCAAAAACCCAGAAUGGAGAAAUUGUACAGUUUAAAGGUUGGCCCCGGCUCAAGUGGGUUGUGACAGAUUCCAAGUACCUGUCCAAGCCACCUAAAGACUGGCAGCCCCACAUAUCACCAGCUGGUACAGAACCAGCAUACAUUGAGUAUAAAACCAGCAAAGAAGGGAGUGUAAUGGGAGUUACAGUGUCCCGGCUUGCAAUGUUGUCUCACUGCCAAGCUCUGUCGCAGGCCUGCAAUUAUUCUGAAGGAGAAACAGUAGUAAAUGUUUUAGACUUUAAGAAGGACGCUGGACUAUGGCACAGCAUGUUUUCGAAUGUAAUGAAUAAGAUGCAUACAGUUUGUGUGCCCUACUCUGUUAUGAAGACCUGUCCUCUCUCUUGGGUCCAGAGAGUACAUGCACACAAAGCCAAAGUAGCUUUAGUAAAAUGUCGAGACUUGCACUGGGCUAUGAUGGCACAUCGGGACCAGAGGGAUGUGAGCCUGAGUUCUCUUCGAAUGCUAAUUGUGACUGAUGGAGCUAAUCCCUGGUCUGUGUCAUCGUGUGAUGCCUUCCUGAGUCUGUUCCAAAGCCAUGGACUGAAACCUGAGGCCAUCUGUCCCUGUGCGACAUCUGCUGAAGCCAUGACUGUAGCAAUCCGAAGGCCUGGAGUUCCAGGGGCUCCUCUGCCAGGAAGAGCCAUUCUCUCAAUGAAUGGGUUGAGCUAUGGGGUAAUACGGGUCAAUACUGAGGAUAAAAAUUCAGCGCUGACUGUCCAGGAUGUAGGGCAUGUAAUGCCUGGGGGGAUGAUGUGCAUUGUGAAGCCAGAUGGACCUCCCCAGCUCUGCAAAACGGAUGAAAUUGGAGAAAUCUGUGUUAGCUCCAGAACUGGAGGCAUGAUGUACUUUGGGCUUGCUGGUGUGACGAAAAACACAUUUGAGGUGAUUCCAGUGAAUUCUGCAGGCUCUCCUGUUGGAGAUGUGCCAUUCAUCCGGUCAGGAUUGUUGGGAUUUGUAGGCCCAGGCAGCUUGGUGUUCGUCAUUGGAAAAAUGGAUGGAUUACUAAUGGUUAGUGGUCGAAGACAUAAUGCUGAUGAUAUUGUUGCCACUGGACUGGCUGUGGAGUCAAUAAAGACUGUCUACAGAGGACGAAUUGCUGUGUUUUCUGUGUCUGUAUUUUAUGACGAGCGCAUCGUGGUAGUUGCAGAGCAAAGACCUGACGCCUCCGAGGAAGACAGCUUCCAGUGGAUGAGCCGCGUGCUGCAGGCAAUUGAUAGCAUUCAUCAAGUGGGGGUCUAUUGUCUUGCUCUGGUACCUGCCAAUACAUUGCCAAAAACGCCACUAGGAGGGAUCCAUAUAUCUCAGACCAAACAGCUCUUUUUGGAGGGAUCUCUACAUCCUUGCAACAUACUUAUGUGCCCACAUACGUGUGUGACGAAUUUGCCAAAGCCCCGGCAAAAGCAACCAGGUGUUGGUCCUGCUUCUGUGAUGGUUGGGAAUCUGGUUGCUGGAAAACGCAUAGCACAAGCUGCAGGAAGGGAUCUGGGCCAAAUUGAAGAAAAUGAUUUAGUGAGGAAGCACCAGUUUCUGGCAGAGAUUCUGCAGUGGCGAGCCCAGGCAACUCCUGACCAUGUCCUCUUCAUGCUAUUAAAUGCCAAGUCUCCUGUUGUGUCCCUACUGUCUUGUGAACACCUUGGAAGCGGCUCCUGUUCUGUGGCUUCCCAGAUGUACCGCUGCUCUGGACCCCGCUAUCCAGGUCCUUGCCACUGGCGUGUGCCACCACGCCCAACCUCUUCUGCUGGCAUCGAGUUGAUUGCUGCAUUCUAUGGCUGCCUGUAUGCAGGAUGUAUACCUGUGACCGUCAGACCUCCUCAUGCCCAGAACCUGACUGCCACGUUGCCUACUGUCCGCAUGAUUGUUGAUGUCAGCAAAGCAGCCUGCAUUCUUACCACCCAGACCCUAAUGAGGUUACUAAGGUCCCGGGAGGCAGCCGCAGCCGUGGAUGUGAAAACCUGGCCGACCAUCAUUGAUACAGAUGAUUUACCCAGGAAAAGGUUAUCUCAGCUAUAUAAACCACCCACUCCUGAGAUGUUGGCAUAUCUUGAUUUCAGUGUCUCCACAACUGGCAUGCUUACAGGAGUGAAGAUGUCCCACUCUGCAGUUAACGCUCUCUGUAGAGCCAUUAAGCUCCAGUGUGAGUUGUAUUCUUCUCGGCAGAUCGCCAUCUGCCUUGACCCUUACUGCGGGCUUGGCUUCGCACUCUGGUGUCUCUGCAGUGUCUAUUCCGGUCAUCAGUCCAUCUUAAUUCCUCCUAUGGAGUUAGAAAACAACCUUUUCCUCUGGCUUGCCACAGUCAACCAGUACAAAAUAAGGGAUACCUUCUGCUCCUAUUCUGUAAUGGAGCUUUGCACUAAAGGGCUGGGAAACCAAGUGGAGGUGCUAAGGACCAGAGGGAUCAACCUCUCCUGCAUCCGGACCUGUGUGGUGGUGGCAGAGGAGCGGCCCCGCAUCACCCUCCAGCAGUCCUUCUCCAAGCUCUUUAAAGACAUUGGUCUGUCCCCUCGGGCUGUCAGCACCACUUUUGGAUCCAGAGUCAAUGUAGCAAUAUGUUUACAGGGAACCUCAGGGCCUGAUCCCACUACUGUGUACGUUGAUCUGAAGUCAUUAAGACAUGACAGGGUUCGUCUUGUGGAGCGAGGAGCCCCCCAGAGUCUGCUGCUGUCGGAGUCUGGAAAGAUUUUGCCUGGAGUGAAAGUGGUUAUUGUUAAUCCUGAGACCAAAGGGCCUGUUGGAGACUCUCACCUGGGUGAGAUCUGGGUGAACAGUCCCCAUACAGCCAGUGGCUACUAUACCAUCUACGACAGUGAGACUCUUCAAGCUGAUCAUUUCAACACUCGCCUCAGCUUUGGGGAUGCUGCUCAGACACUCUGGGCUCGAACAGGAUACCUCGGGUUUGUCCGCAGGACUGAGCUCACAGCAGCCACCGGAGAGCGUCACGACGCGCUGUAUGUGGUGGGAGCUUUGGAUGAGACAUUGGAGCUGAGAGGAUUACGAUACCACCCCAUCGACAUUGAGACUUCAGUGUCUAGGAUCCAUAGGAGCAUUGCUGAAUGUGCUGUGUUCACGUGGACCAACUUGCUUGUGGUGGUUGUGGAACUAUGCGGCUCUGAACAGGAAGCCCUGGAUCUGGUUCCUUUAGUGACCAACGUAGUCCUGGAAGAGCAUUACCUCAUCGUUGGUGUUGUGGUUGUGGUGGACCCAGGUGUCAUCCCAAUCAACUCCCGGGGAGAGAAGCAGAGGAUGCACCUCCGGGACAGCUUCCUAGCUGACCAGUUAGACCCCAUCUACGUGGCUUACAACAUGUAGCCGGCCUUGCGGACACCGUCCUGAGGUUCACAGAGACUGAAGACCCAUGGCAAGGAGCAGGCUUUUAGAUGAUGGGAAGUAUGCUGAGCUGGCUACAUGACAUCCUUCAUCUCAUUUUGUGGGAUUCUGCAAUGAAAUAGCGCUCAAGAAAGGGGAAAUCUGCGGUCGCAAAUGAGAAAAAUGUUAACAGUCUGUUAGACCUGAGCUUCAGCGUAGCGUUACUAAAGCAGUUACUUGCAUGUGGCAUUUUUUUUUCAUCUGGUGUACAUAUUUGUAUUUUUAUCUAAUGCCAUUUUAGAAUUUUGUAAGGGAGUUUAAUGAAUUCACAUGAAGAGGUAGCCUGAGUUACACAGAUUCCCCACUCUGUACUGUAUUUUGCCACUUUCCCAUAGCUAGAUAUUCUGUGGGUUUCCUUAACAUGAAACUACUCAGCUUACUUUCAGUCAGCCCAUGAGCAAAAUUGAUAACCCACUGAAUAUGCAAAUUACUUUAUAUAUAUAUAUAAUUCUUGACUGUAAAACAUUUUGACCGGUGUUUCGGACAUGUAAAUACACAUAAUUCAGCUACAGAAUUGAAAUUGGCUUAUAUAAUUACAACAGAGUGGAAACUUUUCUACUGUGAGAGAAUUUCAUCAUUCUCUUAAUGCAGUGUAAUUGAUUGAUUAGAUAACUAAAAAGUGCACAUUGUCAGCAGAUUUUGCUGCACAUUGUUUUGUCUUUGUUGGCCGGUGUAUUUCAUAAAGUAAAGCUGCCUAUAUUUGUUUUUAAAGCUUGCAUUCCUGGAAUCAGCUUAAGCCUCUAAAAUUUAUCCUGUUUCUACGAAAUGAAAAUCUGAAGUUAAAAAUCACAUGUUAAGAAAAAGGUAAGGUGCAUUAGAUCUCACCCUAUCCUAAGGAACCACAAAAGCUUGCUCUAGUCCUGUCUUUGAAACUGUCUUUCACAUUUAGUGACUGUGACUAUAGAGAAUUUAGAAUUUCCUCUUUCCUGUACUUUGUAAACUGCAUCUACAGUUUAUACAUAGAGCUUGUCUUUUAUUGAAAACUGAGGAGUGCCCCCCUCCCUCAGGUGGUGAGGGCAGGGAGCUCUCAGGCAAGAGUGAUAGGCUGUAAAGUGGUGUCGGCCCUCACGUGGGACUGUAAGGCCAAAUAACUGCACACCUCGAAACUGCCUGGUGGGGUUGCCCAAAUAGCCAGGCUCAUACUGAAACAGGGAAGUCUGACGUCUGAAGAAACUGUUGGAAUAAUUGGUGCCUAGGUCAAGCACACUAAGUGUGGACUGAAUUUGGCCUCGGGCUCAGUUUCCUUUCUUCGAUCUGAUACUUCAUGUAUUUGAAUAUAAUUAAAUUUUAUUAUUUUUUUCUUACAGAAAUAUUUUUAAAAAUUAAAACCUCAAAAGUGAAAAGAAUUAACUUGUUAAAUCAGAAUGGUUUUCUUUGGCCCAUUCUGAUUGAUCUAUUAUGUAAAUAUUUAUUUAGACUAUUUUAAUAAUACAUAUUAUUUACCCCGCUGUAACAUCGUGUAAACUAAAUGUGUUUUUAAACAAUUUGUAAGACUUGUAAUUACCCUGAAAAUAAGGUUUAUAAAGCAAAGACCAGACCCGUCAGGAGGCAGUGCUCCGGGGCUGCCUUUGCACAGCUUUGUGGAUCAGAUCCACUUUCUCACUUCUUUUCACGUCGUCCUUUUUUCUUCCUAGCUCAUACUCCACAUUGGGAAGACCUUGAGAUACUUCCAGUUCAGAUCUCUUUUUUAACAUUUUGGAUGGAAUUAAUUUACACAUGAUGGAGGAGGUUCUAGGAUGUACAGAAAAAAGCAAAUGAAAUCCCAGUCUCUAGCAAUGGUCUGGUUGCAGAGAAAACAACCCACUUAUUUGGGAAGUAAUGUUAGUAAAACAGCUUUUAGUAAUUCACUAACCAAAGCAGUGGAACCUGAGUAUUAGUUUUAUCUCCAUAAUCCCCAAUUUCUAAGAAAAAAAUUAUAGGCAGCUUCAGUCCUAUAAGUUAGGUCAUCAGUACCUAGGGACUCAUUGUCCACUAUAAAUGUAAUAAUGUGAACCUCACCUGUAAUUUUAAAAUUAUAGUAACCACAUUUAAAAACUGAAGAAAAAGGUUAUAUCGAUUUUAAUAUAUUUAACCCAGCAUAUCAGAAAUACUGUUUCAAUGUGAAAUCAGUAUAAAAAUUAUUAAUGAGGUCUUUUCCAUUUUUUUGUGUUAACAGUAUAUUAAGCACAUCUCAAUUUGGAUUAGCUAGAUUUCAAAGUCUUCAGUAGUCACGUGGCUAAUGGCUAUCAUGUUGGACAGCACAGGCCUAUACACAUUCCUUCAGGUACAAUACUCAUCUCAGAGUGUGGCCAGCUCUCGUUACUUGGGGCUGAUUACCCAGCGUCCUUGUUCCUCAGGCCUCUAUCUUUAGUUUUUCCUUUCUGACUCACAGCUGCUUCGAUUUAUUUUUUAUAUGCCCCAAAGCCACUCUGUGCUAGUGGAAAAAGGUAAGCUGAGAGCUGUGUUUGGGGAGCCUUCUCAGAACUGGCAAAGAAUCUUUGGAGGGAGAGCAGAGUCCUCUCUCAGCCCUGAUGGUGUUUGUGGGUCAUAUGCAUAUUUAAGGUCUAUCUUUAGGCCUCUCUUAAGGUCUGUUAUAGACUUCAAUAAAAAUUUCUUUUUCUUUUGAUGACACAAUACUCUGCCCUUUCCUUAAGUAGAAGCUGUGUGGUAGAACUAUUUAAGCAUGCCUAAAAAGCCAUUAUUGGUAAACAAAAAACGCUGCAACAUUUCCAGUCCUCUAGAACAUACUCUGUGAGGGGUUUAGGCUAUAAAGGAAGGAGGGCAAUCAACGGCAAGCCCCCAUCUUGUUAGGAGGAAGAUUUUGGUCUGAAAAUUUUUCAACCUCUUUACAGUCCUCAGCACAAGUAAUUGAGGUAGAUCAAGAAAGGGCUUGGGCCGGGAUUUAGCUCAGUGGUUCCACCACCUGCCUUGCAAAUGCAAGGUCCCAAGUUCGAUCCCCUGUACCAAAGAGGGGCGCCGCUGUCUGAGGGAAAUUCCUAGGCCCUAGAGAUUCUUAGAGCUACACAAACUCCAUCUUGUUCCUCAUUGAGACCCUGGAAUGCCCAUCUUGCUAAUUUCCAUUAGCGAAUCCACAAUUGGUUAUUGUUGCUGUUGUUGUUUAGUACAAGGGAUUGAACUCGGGCCCUUGCACUUGUGAGGCAGGUGGUGGUGCAGAUUGUUUUUUGUUAUGGCGGUGGGGGUGUCCUGGAGAUUGAACCCAGAGCCUUUGCAUUAAACUGCAUCCCCAGCCUUUUUUUAUUUUUUGAGACAAGGUCUCACUAAAGUGCCCAGGCUGGCUUCAAACUUACGAUCUUCUUGGCCUCAGCCACUUGAGUGUCUGGGAUUACAGGCAGAGACACUGUGGCUGGUUUCCUCACUCUUUAAUUCUUGCCACAUAAAGGGCCCAUUUCUCCCCAGUAAACCUAAAUUCCUUCCUUCUGCAGUUGUGUUGCCUCAGGCUGUUUUGGGACCAUCACUAGUCUAGUUUUUUUGUUGUUUUUUUUUGUUUGGUUGGGUUUUUUUUUUGAGACAGGGUCUCACUAUGU